Molecule: messenger RNA, 5976 nt
Organism: Manis pentadactyla (Chinese pangolin)
Lineage: Eukaryota; Metazoa; Chordata; Mammalia; Pholidota; Manidae
Product: multidrug resistance-associated protein 1-like
Exons: 28
Coding region: 128-4015 (1295 amino acids)
Biological process (GO): transmembrane transport
Cellular component (GO): membrane
Molecular function (GO): ABC-type transporter activity; ATP hydrolysis activity; ATP binding
Source: RefSeq, a predicted model, not a curated record
GCAGGCUGAGCGCAGAGCUGCAGCCGACUCUGCCCGGGCAGAGCGCGCGCCUGACAGUCCCCGGCCUAGAGAGGUGACGGCCGCGGCUCCUCUGUCCGCCUCCAGCCGCUGGGCGCCCACGCGGACCAUGUUCUCCAGCCCUAGGAGGUGGGGCCCCGGCGGCCCCUACGAGCGGGUCCCAGGGGGUCCCGAGGCACAGAAAUGCGGUCCAGAGGAAAGUGCUUCAUUCUUCAGUAAGAUGACGUAUUCCUGGUUUAGCAGAUUAAUUAUUUUAGGCUAUAAGAAACCUUUGGAAAGAGAGGAUCUUUUUGAACUAAAUGAAAACGAUUCCUCCUAUACUGUGUGUCCUGUCUUUGAAAAACAGUGGAGGAAGGAAGUUUUAAGGAAUCAAGAGAGACAGAAAGUAAAGGCAUCUUUUGCUAAAGAGGCACAUAGCAAGAAACCAUCUCUUCUCUGUGCAUUGUGGAACACCUUUAAGUUUGUCCUGAUUCAAGCUGCUUUAUUCAAAGUGUUUGCUGAUAUUUUGUCUUUUACUAGCCCACUUAUUAUGAAGCAAAUGAUCAUUUUCUGCGAACACCACUCAGAUUUUGGAUGGAGUGGCUAUGGUUAUGCUUUGGCACUUUUUGUUGUAGUCUUUUUGCAAACCCUGAUCUUUCAGCAAUAUCAACGUUUUAACAUGCUGACUUCAGCAAAAAUUAAGACAUCUGUAACUGGAUUGAUCUACAAAAAGGCCCUACUUUUAACUAAUGUUUCUCGAAAAAAGUUUUCAACUGGGGAAAUUAUUAACCUGAUGUUAGCUGAUGCCCAGCAGCUCAUGGACUUGAUGACAAACCUCAAUCUUCUUUGGUCAGCCCCUUUUCAAAUCCUGAUGGCCAUAACGCUCCUCUGGCAGGAGCUGGGCCCCGCAGUGUUAGCAGGGGUGGCUGUCCUUGUGUUUGUGAUACCGAUUAAUGCUUUAGUUGCAAAUAGAGUUAAAAAGCUGAAGAAAAGCCAAACAAAGAACAAAGAUAAACAGAUAAAACUACUCAAUGAAAUCUUACAUGGAAUUAAGAUCCUCAAACUUUAUGCAUGGGAACCCUCCUACAAAAAGAAGAUUAUAGAAAUUCGAGAACAGGAAUUGGAAUUUCAAAAAUCAGCUGGAUAUCUUGCUGUAUUUUCUAUGCUGACAUUAACUUGCAUUCCAUUCUUGGUGUCCUUGGCAACAUUUGGCAUCUAUUUCUUACUGGAUGAUGGAAACAUUUUAACAGCCACUAAAGUGUUCACAUCUGUGUCUUUGUUUAAUAUUUUAAGGCUUCCUCUGUUUGACUUACCAACAGUGAUCUCAGCUGUGGUCCAGACAAGAAUAUCAUUGGGUCGUUUGGAAGAUUUUCUCAACAGUGAGGAGCUUCUUCCUCAAAAUAUUGAAAUAAACUACACAGGAGAUCAUGCUGUUUGUUUUACAAAUGCUUCCUUCUCCUGGGAUAAAACAAGGAUUCCAGUAUUAAAAGACUUAAACAUAAAGAUUCCAGAAGGAGCUUUGGUGGCUAUUGUAGGGCAAAUUGGGUCUGGAAAAUCAUCUGUGCUUUCUGCCAUUCUCGGGGAGAUGGAGAAACUUACAGGAGUAGUUCAAAGAAAGGGCUCUGUGGCUUAUGUUUCCCAGCAAGCCUGGAUUCAGAAUUGCACUUUACAAGAAAACAUUCUCUUUGGCUCCGUCAUGCAGAAGCAGUUUUAUGAGCGAGUAUUGGAAGCCUGUGCUCUCCUUCCCGAUUUGGAGCAGUUACCAAAUGGAGAUCACACUGAGAUUGGAGAAAGAGGUGUAAAUAUGAGUGGGGGCCAGAAGCAUCGAGUAAAUCUGGCCAGAGCUGUCUAUAGUGGGGCUGACAUCUACCUCCUGGAUGAUCCCUUGUCGGCAGUUGAUGUUCAUGUUGGAAAGCAACUUUUUGAAAAAGUGAUUGGAUCCUCAGGCAUUUUGAAAAACAAGACUCGUAUUUUAGUGACACACAACCUCACACUUCUACCACAGAUGGAUCUUAUUAUUGUCAUGGAGAGUGGCAGAGUAGCACAAAUGGGAACGUACCAGGAACUGCUGUCUCAAACUGAAAACCUCAUGAACAUGCUUCAGGCCUUCAGGGAACAAGAAAAAGCUCAAGCUUUAAAGCAAGUCAGUGUAAUCAACUCCAGGACUAUACUGAAAGACCAAAUCCUGGAGCAAAAUGAUAGGCCCUCACUGGAUCAAGGAAAACAGUUCUCAGUGAAAAAAGAGAAGAUUCCUAUUGGUGGGAUAAAGUUCUCAAUCUUUCUGAAGUACCUUCAAGCCUUUGGCUGGCUCUGGGUGUGGCUGACUGUGGCCAUUUACCUUGGGCAGAAUUUAGUGGGCAUUGGACAGAAUCUAUGGCUUAGUGCCUGGUCAAAGGAAGCAAAGCUCAUGAAUGAGUUCACAGAGUGGAAACAAAUAAGAAAUAAUAAACUUAACAUCUAUGGAUUAUUGGGAUUAAUUCAAGGUCUCCUUGUCUGCUCUGGAGCCUAUGUGCUCACCAGAGGAUCCCUGGCUGCCUCUCGAACUUUGCAUGUUCAGCUGCUGGAUAAUGUGCUGCACCUCCCACUCCAGUUUUUUGAAACCAAUCCCAUAGGCCAGAUCAUUAAUCGGUUCACCAAGGACAUGUUUAUAAUUGAUAUGCGUUUCCAUUACUACUUACGGACCUGGCUGAAUUGUACUUUGGAUAUUACUGGAACAGUUUUGGUCAUUGUGGGAGCUCUACCACUCUUCAUUCUGGGGGUUAUUCCCUUGGUUUUCCUCUAUUUCACUAUACAAAGAUAUUAUGUGGCAAGCUCUCGGCAGAUUCGACGGUUGGCAGGAGCAUCUCACUCUCCCGUCAUUUCCCAUUUUAGUGAGACUUUAGCAGGAGUGUCCACUAUCAGGGCAUUUGGACAUGAACAAAGGUUUAUCCAGCAAAACAAAGAUGUGGUGAAUGAAAACCUGGUCUGUUUCUACAAUAAUGUAAUUUCAAACCGGUGGCUGGCUGUUAGACUUGAAUUUCUUGGCAACUUAAUGGUGUUCUUCGCUGCACUGCUUGCUGUGCUGGCUGGCAAUUCUAUAGAUUCAGCAGUAGUUGGUUUGUCCAUAUCCUAUGCCCUAAAUAUUACUCAGUCUCUGAAUUUUUGGGUAAGGAAAGGAUGUGAAAUUCAAACCAAUGCAGUUUCCAUUGAAAGAGUUUGUGAAUAUGAAAAUAUGCAUAAAGAGGCACCCUGGAUAAUGGCUAAAAGGCCCCCUUCACAAUGGCCCAAUAAAGGGAUAGUGGAGUUUAUUAAUUAUCAGGCUCGAUACCGAGACGAUCUCAGUUUGGCAUUACAAGGUAUCACUUUCCAGACGCAUGGAGAAGAGAAGAUUGGCAUUGUGGGACGGACUGGAGCAGGCAAAUCAACACUAUCAAAUUGCCUAUUUAGAAUUGUGGAAAGAUCAGGAGGCAAAAUUAUUAUUGAUGGAAUUGACAUAUCAACUAUUGGACUUCAUGACCUUCGUGGCAAACUUAAUAUUAUACCACAGGAUCCUGUUUUAUUUUCUGGAACCCUUCAGAUGAACCUGGAUCCCCUAGACAAGUAUUCUGAUAGUGAGCUGUGGGAGGUGCUGGAACUCUGUCACUUGAAAGCAUUUGUGCAGUCCCUUCCCAAGAGGCUGCUGCAUGAGAUCGCAGAGGGUGGCGAGAACCUCAGUGUUGGACAAAGGCAGCUCAUCUGUCUUGCUCGUGCUUUGCUUCGAAAAACAAAAAUUCUUAUCUUGGAUGAAGCAACAGCCUCCAUCGAUUUUGAGACCGAUAACUUGGUGCAGACCACAAUAAGGAAGGAGUUUUCCGAUUGCACCAUCCUGACAAUUGCUCACAGACUGCAUUCUAUCAUUAAUUCAGAUAGGGUACUCGUUCUAGGCCAUGGACGGAUUAUAGAAUUUGAAACACCACAGAAUUUGAUACACCAGAAAGGACUUUUCUUUGAAAUGCUAACAGAAGCUGGAAUAACACAAGACUCAGGGACAAAAAAAUAAAUAGUUUUAGCUAUAUAUUGGUUAUACUGAGUAAAAAAAUAGAUUAGUAUUUUAAAAAAUGAUGGGGGAGAAGUGCACAAUGGCAGGCCUCUGGUUACAUGUUGGCACAGAUACCAAUAAGCACCAUAGUUCUACCCUUCCUGGGCUGUACCUAACCUUCUCUCUUACAUCUGUGCCCUCUAGAAUAGCUGCCUUCUCCACGUUGCCUGAAGUGCUAAAUACUCAGGAGUCACCUUCUCCAUGAAGCACCCUCUGAAUUUCCCCUCUGCCGUCUUGUCUGAUCUAGAUGCCAUUCUUCUAUGCUGUCACUAUCCAUCCCCAUGCUCAUACCUGUAUCAUGGCAGGGACCAUACCUAUUAUAAUUAUUUUAGUCUCUCUCUCCUCUAAACCUACCUGAAUGCAAGUACCUAGUGUUAGUCAUCUUUGUAUGUCAGUUUCCUUGCAUAGUGCCUUUCAUGUAGUUGAUACUCAACAAAUGUUUGUGGAAUUAAUGACUAGGCAUUUUAGAAUAAUAUGAUAGAUACAGGUAUUUAUCUACAUAUAUAAUAUGUGUUGAACUAUUGUACAGUAUGUAAAAUGAACAAAUCACAGAAAAAAUAUUGAGUUAUUCAGCUGCUCUUUAGAAACAGUAAAUAUAUAUUAACUGAAUGUUAUGGUGUACUUUAUUUUAAAACAGUAUUUUAUAAUAUUUGUACUAUUUACUUUGAAUAAGAAAGAAACAGUAUUUUUAUGGGACAUAAUUUUUUGGCUGGAUUAACUUCAUUGAUUUAUGUAUUAGAUUGUAUACACUCACAAUAUUCUUGAUUUGUAGUACUAACCAAGGCUUUUCAUUUAGUCAAUUUAUGAAUUGGAGACAUUAUUUCUCCAAAUUUCCCUUCAAAUUUGAAGUAUUCAAACUUUAAAAGUAUUUUCCUUCCAAGAUGAUUUUAAUAAAAUAUUUUAACAUGUUAAGACCCAUCAAUUAUUUAUUUCAUCCUCCUUUUCUCAUUUCUAUGCACCUUUGUUUUACCUACUACGUGUCUAAGGGGUAUUUAUGAAAAGUUGCCUUAAAUUAUAAAACCCUGUAUUAUCUAAAGCCUCCUCCCAUUGAAAUGUAAGCUACUAAAAGUGUUGCCUUUACAAUCUCUGAAGUGUCUACUAUUUUUUGAGCUCAGUAACCAUUGAAUAAUAUCUGCUGAAUUCCAGUAAGAAAGGGACAUACAUAUUUCAUUAAUGUAAGUUAAAAGAUAAUGUUUUAGCCUCUUUACACCUAUGUUAAAUCAGUCAGAGAUACUGCAUAAUUCAAAACUCUAAUAGGGAAUCAACAGUGGUAUGGAUAAACUGGUAUAUUCAUACAGUGGAACUCUAUAAAACUCAAUACAGCUAUGAGAAUGAAUGAACAGCUACAGGAAACAACAUGGAUGAAUCUCACAAAUAUAAUGAGUGAAAGAAGGCAACCAUAGAAGAAUAAUAUUAUGUGAUUCCAUAAUUCUAUUUAUACAGAAGUUUUUAAAAGAUGAAAAACUAAUCUAUAUUAUUAGAAGUAGGGAAAUUGGCUACCCUUGAUGAGAAGGGGUAAUGAAUGCAAGGGUGUCCAAGAUGGGUUUCUAGGUUAAGGUUAUAUUUUGUUUCUUGAUCUGGGUCUAAGUAUUGGUUCAGUUUGUGAAAAUUCACCAAACUAUAUAAUUAGAGUAUGUGCAGUUUUAAAUAUGUAUAUACAUACACAUGCACAACAUACACAUUAUAAAGAGUAAAAAGAAAGCAAAAAUAAACAUAAAAAUGAUUAAAUCAGAAUUAAUCAAAUAUAAUCUUACUGUGUUUUGAGAAAUUAAUAUUUCAGUCUCAUUUUAAUUAUGUUCAUCAAGGUUAUUUAAACACUGAAGUACACUAGAAGCAAAGUGCAGGGUACUCAAUAUGAGGGUAACAGAGUGGUAGCACUUUGAAUAAAAUAAAACAUGUUUACCCAAUAAUUGUAUUGACUU